UACUGCUACUGCUGCUAGUACUGCUGGUACUGCUGCUACUGCUGCUAUUACUGCUACUGCUGCUAGUAUUGCUACUGCUGCUAGUACUGCUACUGCUGCUAGUACUGCUACUGCUGCUAUUACUGCUACUGCUGUUGCUGCUGCCGCUGUUGCUGCAGCAAUUGUUCAAAUGAAAAUGAAAUAG
Messenger RNA from Loa loa (African eye worm), 184 nucleotides. RefSeq lists its product as hypothetical. NCBI's taxonomy places the organism in Eukaryota, Metazoa, Nematoda, Chromadorea, Rhabditida, Onchocercidae. The transcript has a single exon. The annotation marks the transcript as partial. The record is from RefSeq and is a predicted model, not a curated record.